Messenger RNA from Lachnellula hyalina, 2949 nucleotides. It is a transcript of the gene set-2, whose product is annotated as Histone-lysine N-methyltransferase,H3 lysine-36 specific. The transcript is spliced from 3 exons. NCBI's taxonomy places the organism in Eukaryota, Fungi, Ascomycota, Leotiomycetes, Helotiales, Lachnaceae. Gene Ontology annotation, molecular function: protein binding; histone H3K36 methyltransferase activity. Bases 1 to 2949 code for a protein of 982 amino acids. The record is from RefSeq and is a predicted model, not a curated record. Gene Ontology annotation, biological process: regulation of DNA-templated transcription. Gene Ontology annotation, cellular component: nucleus; chromosome; chromatin.
AUGGCAGACAAUUCCCGGGGCGUAAAGCCAGAGGCAGUGGACACUGCGCUCGGCGACAUGAAAUUGGAAGAAGAGGGUUCGCCCAUGGGGAAUGGAUUUACGAAUGGGACAUACGAGAAAGCUCCUACACCUGGCUACAGCAGAAAAUCUCGGUCCUCCACACCUCCUAUGGCAAACUCAAGGUCGCAAUCACCAGUCACGAAACAAAGCGCAUCACAAUCGCCCGAAUCCGGGGACGGUCAAGAAAUAAUUGGGAGUGAGAUCACAGUUGUGGUAGAGGAUGGGAAACCUCCAAAAUUGUCACGAAAAGCAUCGCAGAAGAUAAUUUCACGACCAGCCCCAUUAUUCAAUGACCUGCCAGAUGCUACAGAAGAGGCAACCUCGCAAUUCUCAGUUAUUAAAGAUUGCGAGUAUGGAUCCAAAAAUAUGGGCCUCUCCGAGCAUGAUUCCUUGGACUGCGAUUGCUCUCCCGAGUACGGCGAUGGCAAAAAUCAUGCAUGCGCAGAAGAUUCGGACUGUAUCAACCGUGCGACUAAAAUGGAAUGCGUCGACAAUAAUUGCAAUUGCGGUAAUGAUUGCCAGAAUCAGCGGUUCCAACGCAAACAAUAUGCCAAUGUCUCCGUCAUUAAGACAGAGCAAAAAGGCUAUGGUUUGCGAGCAAAUACUGACCUGAAGGCUCAUGAUUUUAUCUUCGAAUACAUCGGCGAAGUGAUUAAUUCGGCGGUAUUCAAUAAAAGGAGAUACCAGUAUGAUGACGAAGGUAUCAAACAUUUCUAUUUCAUGUCCCUCACGAUACGCGAAUUUGUCGAUGCGACGAAAAAGGGCAAUCUGGGGCGAUUCUGCAACCAUUCCUGUAAUCCAAACUGUUACGUGGACAAAUGGGUCGUCGGGGAGAAAUUGCGCAUGGGCAUUUUUGCCGAGCGGGACAUCAAAGCCGGCGAGGAGUUGGUUUUCAACUACAAUGUCGACCGUUACGGUGCCGACCCCCAAGUCUGCUAUUGCGGCGAGCCAAACUGCGUUGGAUUUAUUGGAGGCAAGACCCAGACUGAGCGCGCGACCAAAUUGCACCAUACAACAAUUGAAGCUCUGGGCAUUGAUGAUGGCGAUGGGUGGGAUACGGCGGUCGCUAAGAAACCCCGGAAGAAGAAGACGGGUGAAAACGACGAAGAAUAUGUCAGCAGCGUCCAACCCAGGGGUUUGGAUGAAGAGGGCGUGACAAAUAUCAUGGCAACUCUCCUCACAUGUCAAGAGAAAUGGAUCGUGGUAAAGUUGUUGAGUCGCAUUCAACGAUGCGAAGAUGACAGUAUCCGCAAUAAAGUCGUGCAGACGCACGGCUACGAUAUUAUGCGGACGAGCUUAACGACUUGGAAGGACGACAACAAUGUUGUUCUUCAAAUUCUCGAUAUUCUAUACAAGUUCCCUCGGAUCACUCGUAACAAGAUCACUAAAGCUAAGAUCGAGGGUACCGUUCAGACGUUCACGACCUCCGAGCACGAGGAUGUUGCGUUCGAAGCUAAGAGGCUCAUCGAAGUAUGGAGUCAACUCAAGGAAGAGUAUCGGAUCACCAAGAAGAAGGUAGACCCGAAUACCGCCAGAAUCUUCGAGCGUCGAAACAAUGAGAGAGUCGAGGAAGUUUCCAAAUCGCCAGCCACCCCAGCUAUUACUCUACCAACAGGACCACGAAGUAAUGUCCCACAGCGCACUUUCAUUCCGCAACGGCCGCCAAUCCGAAGGCCUUUCGGUGCAUUACCUACAGGCUGGUUUGCCGCCAUGGACGCGAGUGGUAAUCCGUAUUACUACAGCAAAAGCGGUCACACGACCUGGCAACGACCUAAUUUGCCGGCUCCCCAACCGCCACCGCCCCCAAAAAUUCAAGAAAGCGUGCAGAAACAAAAGAAGUUGCAAGAUAUCAUUAAUGGUAUCAUCUCAGAACCAGCUUCCAGUAGCACACCACAGAGCAUGCCGACAGUUGAAUCCACGCCCAAGGAGAAGAAGAAGCCAGUCGAGAAAUGGCGAUCGUUACCCGUGGAAAAACAGAUGAAGCUGUACGAGAAUACCCUCUUUCCUCACAUAAGGCACGUGAUGCAAAAAUUCUCGAAACUGCUUCCCAAGGACGACCUCAAAAAGUUCGCCAAAGAGAUCGGCAAGAAACUCGUAGCUUCCGACUUCAAGAACAACCGUGUCGAUGAUCCUACCAAGAUCUCGGAAAAGCAGGAGAAAAAGGUCAAGAAAUACGUUCGGGAUUUCUUCGAGAAAGCUGUUCAGAAGAGGAAGGCGAUAGAUAAGAAGAAGCGGGAAAAACUCGCCAACGGCUCUUCCUCGCAUGCUUCUUCAUCUUUUACGAAUGGUAAGCCGGAAGCUGCUCCUUCACCAGAGCCAGAGGUGGAGGAUGAAGUCGAGUUCUCGGAUCAUGGAACUCCUACACCGAUUCCAGACUCGCCUUCAAUACCACCUGCUACGCCAGUCACAGGCUCGUCUUCAGAUCUGAAACGGAAAAGAGACGAGGAUGAUGAGGAGGUGUUACCAGAUGAGACUGAGGAUAGCGAAUCGAAGCGGCUCAAAGAAAGCCCCAACGACGACGCUGAUGCUCCUCCGCCUCCUCCGCCGCCACCUCCGCCUGCUGGUGGUUUGCCCGGCACAUUCGAAGGCGCAGAGGGUGAACUUCUCGAAGGCGAUCCCAUAAGCAUUAUUUAUGGGCCUCCACCACCGCAAGAUCAGCCCAUACAUGUCGGGUUAGAAGAAGAGCGUGAUCUCCGCCAGCAGGAAGCAGAUCCAAUGCGCGAGAACGAAGAUGCGGUUCUGAUGAAUAUGGAUGGGGCUGGGGCUGGGGCACUGGGGGAAGUCAAUGGCAAUGGGAUCAAGGACGUUGAAAUGGCAGGCACAGAAAAGGUUACGGAUCUAGCCGUGCGGCAACAGGAACAGGAACGGGAACAAGAGUCGGUGCAAUGA